Mya arenaria is the source of this 1667-nucleotide messenger RNA. Its product is annotated as receptor-type tyrosine-protein phosphatase alpha-like. The record is from RefSeq and is a predicted model, not a curated record. Lineage: Eukaryota; Metazoa; Mollusca; Bivalvia; Myida; Myidae. The transcript is spliced from 6 exons. Gene Ontology annotation, biological process: protein dephosphorylation. The coding region runs from base 133 to 750 and encodes 205 amino acids. Gene Ontology annotation, molecular function: protein tyrosine phosphatase activity.
CAGGAGCGACUAGCAUCUGAGAGAAACGCAGCCUUAACUAAUUCCAACAGGAAGGGCACUGACAUUCCAGGUAACUUAUACAGACCGAGACUGCAUUUAGGUAAAGAACCGGGGCAGGAUUAUAUCAACGCCAUGUAUGUAAAUAGCUACACACAAAGGAAAAAAUUUGUUCUCGCUAUGACCCCGCUUGAUGAGACUGUGGCUGACUUUCUUUGCCUCACAAUACAAGAAACAGCCGCCUGCAUUGUCGAUAUGGAGAAUGACAGUUCCCUGUACAUUCCCGAUGUUGGCACGCAAGCAAAAUUCGGUUCAUACACAGUAGACAAUCUUCGAGAGAAGUCAACAUCGUACAGUGUCAACCGGGUACUUAGAAUAAGCUACAACGGCCGGGGAGGACCUAAGGAGCAUACGGUGUCACACUACGAAUAUACGGGAUGGCCAGACAAUGCAGAAGUUCCCGAGUCUGCUAAAAACUUCUUGCAUCUUGUUAAGGAAGUAGAAACAAAGUCCGCAUCUGGAUCUGUCAUUGCGCACUGCAAGACUGGAGGCGGACGCUGCGGCAUGUUUGCAGCUGUUUGGACUAUUCUGGAGAAGACUGGCAUUGAACAUGAAGUAUCGAUAUUUAAUACAGUUCGCCAGCUGCGGGCAAGGCGACCAAAUGCCUUAUGCACUAGUGAGCAGUACGCAUUUUGUUACGAAUGUGUUCGCGAGUAUCUUCAAACAUUCGACAUCUACUCCAACUUCUCGUAGCAACUUGAAAUCACAAAACUUGUAUAAAAAUACCUAUAAUCAUUCUACAUAUACGUACAUAAAGCUGAAUGACUCUAUAAGUGAUUUUGUAUUGAUUGUGUUCAUGAAUAUCUACAUCAAUUCUACAUAUACUUACAUGAAUCUGGGUGACACCAUAUGUGCUCUUGCCUCGGGUGCGUCUAUAGCUAUAUACAGUCAUUCUACAUAUAAGUACAUGAAUCUGUUGACUCCACAUGUGCUCUUGUAUCGGACGCCUUCAUGAUUAUCUACAGUCAUUUUAAAUAUCCAUACAUGAAGCUAGAUAACUUCACACGUGCUCUUGUUUUUAGUGUUUAUGAAUAUCAACAGUCUAUCUACAUAUACGUACAUGAACAUGGAUGACGCUUCGCGCGCUCUUGUAUCGAGUGUACUCAUGAAUAUCUGCAAUAAUUUGGCCCUUCUAGCAAUUUUGUUACACAAACACGAACUCUAACCUUGUGCGAUUUUUUUAUAUGGCUGAGUGUUAUUAUAUUAUAAUAUGUAUAUACAAAUAAUGGAUGUAGUGUGAACAAGUAAAGCAAAAUAUUGUAUUGUCAUCAUUUUAUCUUUGCAUAUUUAUUGCAAUGCUUUUACACAUGUAUAUCCGUUGUUGAUACAUUUCUUCAUGCUGUGGUACAACCUAUUUAUUGAUUAUUUAUAAAGGUUAACAAUAUAAUGUUUGUUGAGCAGUAUAUAAUGGUAAAGCCAUGAAUUUGAUAUUUUUUGAUAACUGUUAUUUACAUCUUAAAUAUUGUAAUCUUCGUUUCUUCUGAUAUCGUCUGAAAGCUUAAAGCACAAUAAUGCAGUAAAAAGGCGUAUACAUAUAUAUUACCUAAUGUUUUGUACACCUUAGUACUAUACACCUAUGUAUACAAUAUGUAAUAAAAUGUUGAAAAAAA